AAGCUCUCCUUUGACAAUCCAACACGCUACUCUCCCCUCUUUCCUCGAAGCUUCUUUCGCCCAUCACCAAUCCUGCCUCGCUAUAUAUAUAUAUCACAAUCACCCGCUGUCUUCCAUCUUCAUUUAUAGUUGGUUUAAUUUCCACAUUAAAAAUAAAAAUUCAAUCUUUAGGCGUUUUCUUGAUUUUCCGGCGAGUUCAACAGAGGAAAAGAAAUGGAGAACACGCAGUCGUCUUUCUGGCAGUUCAGCGACGAGCUCCGUCUGCAGGCCAACAGCCUGGCGAAUCUGUCCCUCAACGAUUCCAUUUGGAGUACUAGCUACGGGUCCAAGCGGCCGGAGGAGAGGCGGAACUUCGAGGUCAAUUCAGUCAACGACAACGCCGCCCUCGCCGCGGCGACGGCGACGGCGACCAAUAACCAGGUCAAUAAUUUCAAAUCCAAUUAUAAUCUGUUCAGUAAUGAUGGGUGGAAGGUCUCCGACGAGAUCAGCUCGAUUUCCGGGUCGUCGGCGGCGAAGGGGGUGUUCGGAGUGGGGUUGAACGGCGGGUUUAACAAGGGGAUUUAUCCCACCCCGGCGGCGAUGAACUUCAAUUCCUACAGUAAAGGGAGUAACAAUGUGGCGGUGAAUGGCAAAGGGGUUAACUUUAACAUGAACAAGAAACUUGGGAAGUUCGGAUUUGACGAGGAGCAUGCAUAUGGACAUGGGAAAUCUGGAAAAAAGAACAAAAACGUUAACAAGGAUAACAAUAACAACAAUAAUGGAGACAAAAAUAAUGCAGUGGAUAAGAGGUUCAAGACUCUUCCACCCGCAGAAGCCCUGCCCAGAAACGAGACUGUCGGAGGCUACAUCUUUGUCUGCAACAAUGAUACCAUGCAAGAAAAUCUCAAAAGACAGCUCUUUGGCUUGCCAGCUCGUUAUCGUGACUCAGUCAGGCAAAUCACACCCGGAUUGCCUCUUUUCCUCUAUAACUACUCGACCCACCAGCUUCACGGAGUUUUUGAGGCUGCAAGCUUUGGUGGCACAAACAUUGAUCCCACAGCUUGGGAGGACAAGAAGAACCAAGGCGAAUCACGCUUUCCUGCUCAGGUGCGUGUUGUCACGAGGAAAGUGUGUGAACCUCUCGAGGAGGAUUCUUUCAGGCCGAUCCUUCACCACUACGAUGGUCCUAAAUUCCGCCUUGAGCUAAACAUUCCUGAGACGCUAUCUCUUUUGGACACUUUCACGGAGACUAACGCUUGAACGGGCAUAGCCGUAUCAGAGCAUAAUGCGAAUGACAAUAAACUGGAGAGAAGUGUGAAGGAAGAAGAGAAAAAGAAGAUGUUUAGGAAUAGAAAGACAAAGUGUAGUUGUAAUCUCAUGGAUUGCUCGUAGCAAAUGAGGAUGUUUUUUGUACAUAUUACAUAUACUAUAUGAUGAUGAUGAUGAUGAUACUGUGAAGCUUUUUGCGUGGAGAGCAAAGUUAAUAAGUAAUGGUGUUACUAUAUAUGUGGUUAUGCAAUCUAUGUCACACUAAAUGAAGUGAUAAAUGCUUUGUGUUUCUU
Messenger RNA from Ipomoea nil (Japanese morning glory), 1541 nucleotides. RefSeq names its product B2 protein-like. Gene Ontology annotation, biological process: response to endoplasmic reticulum stress. NCBI's taxonomy places the organism in Eukaryota, Viridiplantae, Streptophyta, Magnoliopsida, Solanales, Convolvulaceae. The coding region runs from base 214 to 1239 and encodes 341 amino acids. The record is from RefSeq and is a predicted model, not a curated record. The transcript is spliced from 5 exons.